Messenger RNA from Callithrix jacchus (white-tufted-ear marmoset), 7818 nucleotides. The record is from RefSeq and is a predicted model, not a curated record. Lineage: Eukaryota; Metazoa; Chordata; Mammalia; Primates; Cebidae.
UCCAGUUCCAGGUGCAUGACCACCACUGCCAUGCCGGCCACCAACGAGGGCUGGCCCGAGGACUUUGGCUUCCGGCUAGGUGGCUCCAGCCCCUGCUUCGUCCUGGAGGUGACCGAGGGGAGCAGCGCGCAUGCCGGGGGACUGCAGCCAGGGGACCAGAUCCUGGAGGUGGAGGGACUGGCGGUGGGCGGCCUGAGCCGCGAGCGCCUCGUGCGCCUGGCACGGCGCUGCCCACGUGUGCCGCCCAGCCUGGGCGUGCUGCCGGGACCCGACGGUGGCUCGGGUCCGGGAUCGGGCCCCGCUGCCCCGACCACAGCCUUUCGGGCCCCGAGGUCCGGCCGCGGCCUAGCUCUGGGCCGCGAGUUGCUGCGCCUGGCCGGCCGCAAGCGCCCCGACGCGGUGCACCGAGAGCGCAGGCGCAAGGCCCAAGAGUUCAGCCGCCAGGUGGAUGAAAUCUUGGGGGACCAGCCGACUGCCAAGGAGCAGGUGUUCAUCUCGCUGAAGCAGUUUGCAGCUGAGCAGAGGGUGGAUGACCUGGUGUGGGCUCUCACCCUGGCACUGCCCCGGGAGGCCUGCGGGCCACUCCUGGACAACCUCAGGAUCUUCAUCCCCAAGAAGCACCGGGCGCGCUUCGACGAGGUGGUGUCGCAGGGCCUCCUGGGCAAGCUGUGCCGCGCCCGCCGGGCCCAGGGCGCUCAGCGACUGCGCCGGAGCCGCAGCGAGGAGAGGCCAGAGCGCCUCCUGGUGUCCACGCGCGCCAGCGCCCCGCCGCGCCGCCCCGACGAGCCGCCCCCGCGCAGGGCCUCCUUGCUGGUGGGCGGCCUCGCUGGCCCCGGGGGCGCGCGCAGGACUGUCCGAGUCUACAAGGGCAACAAGAGCUUCGGCUUCACACUUCGCGGCCACGGGCCUGUCUGGAUCGAGUCUGUCCUGCCUGGGAGCCCAGCUGACAAUGCUGCCCUCAAGUCAGGUGACCGGAUCCUCUUCCUCAACGGACUGGACAUGAGGAACUGCUCCCAUGACAAGGUGGUGUCCAUGCUGCAGGGCAGUGGUGCCAUGCCCACGCUGGUGGUGGAGGAAGGGCUCGUCCCGUUUGCCAGUGACUCUGAUUCUCUGGACUCGCCCAACCCGUCGUCAGCGCUUACCUCCCUGCAGUGGGUGGCGGAGAUCCUGCCAUCCAGCAUCCGGGUCCAAGGGAGGACCUUCAGCCAGCAACUGGAGCACCUGCUCACGCCUCCUGAGCGCUACGGGGUCUGCCGGGCCCUCGAGAGCUUCUUCCAGCACAGGAACAUCGACACGCUCAUCGUUGAUGUCUACCCUGUGCUGGACACCCCUUCCAAGCAGGUCCUGUGGCAGUUCAUCUACCAGCUGCUGACCUAUGAGGAGCAGGAGCUCUGUCAGGAGAAAAUUGCAUGCUUCCUGGGCUACACUGCCAUGACGGCAGAGCCAGAGCCUGAGCUGGACCUGGAGUCGGAGCCCACGCCCGAGCCCCAUCCCCGGAGCUCCCUUCGAGCCUCCUCCAUGUGCCGCCGCAGCCUCCGGUCGCAGGGCGUGGAGGCUGGCCUCAGCUGCGGUCCCAGCGAGUGUCCUGAGAUGCCUCUUUCCCUGAUCCCAGGCGAGCGCCAGGCGGGCGAUGGCACGUCCCUCCCUGAGACCCCCAACCCCAAGAUGAUGUCAGCCGUCUAUGCAGAGCUUGAGUCUCGACUGAACAGCAGCUUCAAAGGGAAGAUGGGGACCGUGUCCAAAUCCCGGGCUUCCCCUCCAGGACCCAGCUCAGCAGUCGCCGCAGGGCCCAGGACCCUGUCCGGCGUCUCAUGGCCCAGCGAACGACUCCUGCCCUCCCCUUGCUACCACCCGCUAUGUUCUGGGGGCCUGGCCUCCCCCAGCAGCUCUGAGUCCCACCCCUACGCCAGCCUGGACAGCAGCAGGGCGCCCUCCCCACAGCCAAGCCCGGGGCCCAUCUGCCCUGACAGCCCCCCAAGCCUGGAUCCUGCCCACCAGCCCAGCCGCAGGAAGCUCUUCACCUUCUCCCAGCCUGUGCGAAGCCGUGAUACCGACCGCUUCCUGGACGUGCUGAGUGAGCAGCUGGGCCCCCGGGUCACCAUUGUGGAUGAUUUCCUGACCCCUGAGAACGACUACGAGGAGAUGAGCUUCCAUGAUGACCAGGGUAGCUUUGUAACCAAUGAGCAGAGCAGCGCCAGCGACUGCGUCAGCAGCAGUGAAGAAGGCAGCUCCCUGACCUACUCCUCCAUCUCUGACCACAUCCCGCCACCCCCGCUCAGCCCCCCACCACCACCACCCCUGCCUUUCCAUGACCCCAAGCCCAGCUCCCGCAGCUCUGAUGGUUCCCGGGGCCCUGCUCAGGUGCUGGCCAAGCCCCUCACCCAACUCAGUCACCAAGUCCCUCCACCACCCCCACCACCCCUGCCCCCACCCGUGCCCUGUGCACCCCCCAUGCUGUCCCGGGGCCUGGGCCACCGGCGCAGCGAGACCAGCCACAUGAGUGUCAAGCGCUUGCGGUGGGAGCAGGUGGAGAACUCAGAAGGCACCAUCUGGGGUCAGCUUGGGGAAGACUCCGACUACGAUAAGCUGAGUGACAUGGUGAAAUACCUCGAUCUGGAGCUCCACUUCGGCACCCAGAAACCUGCUAAGCCUGUGCCGGGGCCCGAACCCUUCCGGAAGAAAGAGGUUGUGGAGAUCCUGUCCCACAAGAAGGCCUACAACACCUCCAUCCUCCUGGCGCACCUGAAGCUGAGCCCUGCGGAGCUGCGUCAGGUGCUGAUGAGCAUGGAGCCCCGGCGCCUGGAGCCCGCGCAUCUGGCGCAGCUGCUGCUCUUUGCGCCCGACGCCGACGAGGAGCAGCGCUACCAGGCCUUCCGCGAGGCGCCCGGCCGCCUCAGCGAGCCGGACCAGUUCGUCCUGCAGAUGCUGUCCGUUCCCGAAUACAAGACGCGCCUGCGCAGCCUCCACUUCCAGGCCACCCUCCAGGAGAAGACAGAGGAGAUCCGAGGCAGCCUCGAAUGCUUGCGCCAGGCCUCCCUGGAGCUCAAAAACAGCCGAAAGCUCGCCAAGAUCCUGGAGUUUGUGUUGGCCAUGGGCAACUAUCUCAACGACGGACAGCCCAAAACCAAUAAAACCACCGGCUUCAAGAUCAACUUUCUGACAGAGCUGAACUCCACCAAGACAGUGGAUGGGAAGUCCACCUUCCUGCACAUCCUUGCCAAAUCGCUGAGCCAGCACUUCCCUGAACUCCUGGGCUUUGGUCAGGACCUGCCCACCGUGCCCCUGGCUGCCAAAGUGAACCAACGGGCCCUGACCAGCGACCUGGCUGACCUCCAUGGCACUAUCAGCGAGAUACAGGACGCCUGCCAGAGCAUUUCCCCCUCCAGCGAGGACAAGUUUGCAGUGGUCAUGUCGUCCUUCCUGGAGACGGCCCAGCCAGUGCUUCGGGUGCUGGACGGGCUGCAGCGUGAGGCCAUGGAGGAGCUGGGCAAGGCGCUGGCCUUCUUCGGGGAGGAUUCCAAGGCCACCACCUCCGAGGCUUUCUUCGGCAUCUUCGCAGAGUUCAUGAGCAAAUUCGAGCGAGCGCUGAGUGACCUGCAGGCCGGGGAGGGCCCACGAAGCUCCGGGAUGGUUUCACCCCUGGCCUGGUGACAGUGGCCACACCGCAUCCUCUGUAGCCUGAGCAGGGAGAUGGAGGCCGAGAGGGUGGCCCAGACACUGCUGAGGUUUGGGGCCGUUGUGCCCCAGGCUCUGAACACACCUUCAGCCUCUCCUGCAGCUACCUCAGCCUCUAAGCUGUGGCCGGGCCUUCCUCUGCCAGCCCUUGUUCCUACCCCUAGGCCCGGGGCCAGAUGCCCUAGGAGUGGGCUCUGAGUGUGCCUGCCCUGGGAGGACUGUGCCCAUCUGCUUCCUAGGUCCACUUCCCGCCUUGCUCCUGGGCUCUCGGGGAAGGGGCCUGGAGUGUGGAUUACAAAGUGGCCACGUUCCUAGGACAUGCAGACCGUCUUUCUGAUCCUGCUCCUAGCAAGUUCCUGUGAGGAGGCCAACACCCUUGAGCACCACCCUGCAGGCGGGCACAAAAGGGGGGAGAGCCCAGCAUAGACAUGCACGCCCAGCCUGGGCCUUGGAAGCUGGCUGCAGAGGCACAGGAAAAGAGAGGCCGGGGAGAGACGCAGGGAAGGAGGGACUGGAGGAGGUAGACCCCAUAUGUCAGACUGCAGAAUGGAGGUUUCAUGCAGUGGACAUGAAACCUCCGUAGAAGGUCGACACCUUCUACAGAGGUGGCCCAACUGAAAGUGGGGAGCCUGGGAGGGGAAUAGGCAUGGUCAAGGUAGAGCAGACAGAAUGGGGAGGUGUUGAGGCGGGAGGUGAGCAGGAUCUGGGGGCCAACUGCCAGACUUCUCACCCAGACAGGUGAUGAUGUUCCCUGGAGCAAGUCAUGAGACCAGGGCAGGUUUGGGGGCAGAUGACACAAUCUGGGAUGUAUUUGGGAUCCAAGUGGUCACUUACAUGUGCCUAGGCAUACAGCAGGAGUUACCUGGAUGCCAGGAGCAGGAACAGGAGCAGGUGGCGUGGUGGGCAGGGAGGGAGGGUGUGGGACCUGUUUCACUUUUUUUAAUUCUCUGUUUGGCAGAUCCUUGCAUCAGACAGCUUCCCCCAUUGCACCUUUCUUUUUUUCCCCCCAGAAAAGUCAGAAAUGGGCUUUAAUCCUAUCUCUUGGAUUAUUUUUCUCCCACUGCAAUCAAAUGGCUUACUUUGCACCAGGGCAGUACUGGGGACCUGUUCAGUUCUUCCUAGUCCCCCAGGCCCCUUUUUGAAGCCAUCUUUUUUUGUUCCUUGCACACAACCACUAUGCAAAAACAUCAAGACCAAAAUAUAUACUGCAAGGGGGAUGUGGCUAGUGGGAUUCGUUUCUCCCUAGCAGCUCAAGCGGAAUCAUUUCCAAAAGUUUGCAGUGCCCGUGCCUCUGAGAAACAUGUCAGGAGGUCAGUUAAAACCUCUGCAAGCCAGGCAAGGUGGCUCAUACCUGUAAUUCCAGCACUUUGGGAGGCCGAGGCGGGUGGAUCACCUGAGGUCAGGAGUUCAAGACCAGCCUGACCAACAUAGUGAAACUCCAUCUCUACUAAAAAUACAAAAAAUUAGCUGGGCACGGUGGCACACACCUGUAAUCCCAGCUACUUGGGAGAAUGAGGCAGAAGAAUUGCUUGACCCCCGGGGGUAGGGCGGAGGUUGCAAUGGGCCAAGAUCCCACUACUGCUCUCCAGCCUGAGUGACAGGCUGAGACUCCAUCUAAAAAAGAAAAACAAAAACAAAAACCCUGCAUGAGAUCUGUAGAGAUUAUAGAUUCCAACAGGCUUGAUCUUCAGGCCUGGUUAGCCCAUAUGGCAUUUUCCUGCAAGUUAGAAACACGUGUCCCUUCCAGGAGACCUAAUCUCUUGAUUGCACAGGUGGCAGGCCAAGCACCAGCUAGGUUUUCUCCUUCACAUGCCUUGUAUUGGAUAUCUGUUUGCUACAACGCUGUAUAACAAACUGUCCCAAAACUCACUGGCUUCAAACAGCAAUCACUUAGUGCUCAGAGACUCCUGGCUCUGAUUUGAGCUAGGCUCUGCAUCCUCAGCCAGCUGUGAGUCAGCUAGGCAGCUUCGGUAAUCACACCAAGCAAUCUCGUGUCUGGUACCUUUGGCUGGAAAAGCUGUGAAAGCCCUGAGGGGUCUCUCAUUUUGUACCCAAAUAGCCAGGAUUCUUUUCAUGAGUGUGUGGGAGGGGUCAAAGAGGGUGAACAAGCCAAGGCACAGAAGAUGGCUUGAGGCUGAGGCUCAGAGCUGGUAUACCGUGCCUUCUGCCACAGCCUGUUGUCCUUCCAAAUGACAAGGCCAGCCCCGAUUCUAAGGGAAGGGAAACAGGCUCUACUGGAUGAUGUCACAAAGCCACUCGACACAGGGUGCAAUUCAGGGAUAGAUGGAGAAUCAGGGCCAUUUUUGCAAUUAAUCUAUUACAUGCUUUCUUGGCCAGGGUGCAGGUUCAGCCUCCUUAAAAUUCCCAAUGGCCCUGGUGCUGCCUGGACCCAGCACAGCUCUGGUUCCCCAUCCCCAUGUACCCACCAGGUGGCAUGCUUCUGUCUGUUUUACCUGGUCACCCAGGAAUUACAUAACUUCUGUCCAGAUACUUAGUGCAGGCUGGGUGCAGUGGCUCAUGCCUGUAAUCCCAGCACUUUGGAAGGCCGAGGUAGGCGGAUCACUUGAGGUCAGGAGUUUGAGACCAGCCUGGCCAACAUGGUGAAACUCUGUCCCUACUAAAAAUACAGAAAUUAGCCAGGUGUGGUGGUGCGCACCUGUAAUCCCAGCUACUCGGGAGGCUGAGGCACAAGAAUCACUUGAACCUGGGAGGGAGGUGGAGAUUGCAGUGUGCCGAGACUAUGCCACUGAACUCCAGCCUGGAUGACAGAGGGAGACUCUGUCUCAAGAUAAUAAUAAUAACAAUACAUAAAUAAAAUAGAUACUUAGUCCAGUGGGCAGUGUGGUCUGUGCCUGCCUGGCAGCCAGUCUUGCCCUUCUGCUGGGAAAGCUUCCUGUUUCUCCUCUGAGAAAUUAUUCCUCCCCUACUCCUAGGCCCUGGAGCUGGGGUGAUUGGAUUAGGAUGAUCCUGUGACCCUGGCUGCGUGGCUCAGUUAGUCCAAGCCUCCAGCUGGCACUGUUUGAAAAAGAGAUUCCCCAGGGUGCAGCGGCUCACGCCUGUAAUCCCAGCACUUUGGGAGGCCAAGGCAGGCGAUCAUCUGAGGUUGAGUUCAAGACCAGCCCGACCAACAGAGAGAAACUCUGCUUCUACUAAAAAUACAAAAUUAGCCAGGCGUGGGGGUGGGGGUCUGUAAUCCCAGCUACAUGGGAGGCUGAGGCAGGAGAAUCACUUGAACCAGGAGGCAGAGGUUGUGGUGAGGUGAGAUCGCACCAUUGCACUCCAUGUGGGCAACAGGAGUGAAACUCUGUCUCAAAAAAAAAAAAAAGAAAGAGAGUCCCUUUGCUCUGGAAUUUCUGGGUGUAUAGAAGCUAGGAUUCAGGAGGGGCUGCCAAGACCACUACAUUAAGGGCACCUGCCUGGAUAUAAAGCUAGUACAGGAAAGAAAAAGACGAGAGAUUGCCAUAUACAUCCCACCGUCCCUGGAUCCAGCCAUACCUGAAGCACACACCGGACUUGUCAGUCUUCAAACCAACAGAUUCCUCUUCCGUUAAAAAUUUUUUUUAAUGUAUUUAAAUUUCCUGGCUUAGGCUGGUUUGAAUGGUUGCUAUUACUUACAACCCUGAAAGGGUUAACUAACAGACCCAUUAACAGAGGCUGAUAAAUAUUCAGUCUUUUUAACUCGCUCAGUGUGCACUCUUCCUUCAUACACACAUUGGCCAAUGCUUUUUAAUUGCCUGCUUUAUGCCAGGAGCAUGGCUGGGUACAAACAUAUUAGAAAGCGGCCUCUCUGAAUUUGGUUACCUGGGGUUAUGUUUUAUGGUGGUUUUACCCCAGAGUCAGUGCAAAGCCCUGUAGGUGAGUCAAUGUCUGUACCAUGUCCACCCGGCUCCCUAGAAUGUCAUCCUCACCAGAUGACAAGGUGUGAAUGCAGGCACUUAUGCCUCAGGCAUUCAUUUAUCUCCAACAAUACUAACAAAAUAAUGUAGCCUAAUUAUACACCACCUUUCCAGUUAAUGUUUAUUAGUUAGUGUGCUCAGUGUUUUUAUGGAUUUCAUUUCAUUUUACUUUCACAAAACCCUCCAAGGUGGGUUUUGUUAUCUCCUUUUUGCAAAUAAAACUCUAAAACUCAAGAAGGUUAUAUGA